AUGGAGAAGACUGGCAAAAACCAUGAGAAAAAAUCAGACAAGGAAGAUAUUUGGGCUCUACCAGCAUAUGGCCCCUAUCUCGCAUCGGACACUGAUUUUCUCAAAGCAGCAGGGAUUAUGACCGACUAUAUCUAUGGUGAAAGCUUCAAUAACAAUGACAAGGAGAUACAGUGCGACCUCAUCACCGAAGAUGGUGGACAAGAACUUGAUCCUACGAGGCUGAGUUACAAGGAGAGGAUCCGAUGGCAUCUAAAGGAGUUCUGCUACAAAACAUCCAGUCACGGAAUUCCUAUGCUUGGCCAAGCGCCAAAUUUUGUAUAUAGACUAGCAUGGAUUAUUCUCCUAUCAGGAUGCGCAAUUAUGUUUGUUUAUCAGGCGAUAGCCGUCGUUGAUAAAUACUCAAGAAUGGACAAGAUUACUGAUAUUCAGCUGAAGUUCGACACGGCACCAUUUCCGGCUAUAACGAUUUGCAAUCUCAACCCAUAUCGUGACAGUCUUAUCAGAUCUCAAGAAAGUAUCAACAAAAUUCUAAGCGUAUUCAAAAAAAUCAUGAGAAGGGCCGGCGGUGGUAAGGAAAUCGAUGAGUUGGAGGAUGCCAUUGAGGAAGGAAAGGUGUCUUUGUCAUCAGGCCGAAUGAAGCGAGACGCUGAACAAAAGGGAACAUUUGAACCCGCAAACUCAGUCUGCGAGUGUGAGGAUGAAGAGUGCGAGGCGGAUGCUCAUAAGGUCCCUACGGCCGAAGAUCAUCGAUGCAUCUGCGCAUUCGAUCGCCUAACUCAUGAUGCAUGGCCAUGUCAUCCAAGGGAGGCAUGGCUGAACACGACGUGUGACUUCUGCGACGAACACAAAUUCUGCCAGAAAAAAUCGAAAAAUGGUGAAAAACAAAACAAGCAUUGUCUUUGCGAAAAGGGCGAAUCAUUUUGCAUGUUUUACGAUAGGGUUGCAAAAAUUCUAGAUCUUUGGGAUUUCUUUGGUACUUCUUUUGACUACACUGCAGAAGUGAAUGACGAUGAGAUCGAAGCGCUUGGAUUUGGGAACAUGACUGACGAAGUGGCGAUUGUGACGAAAGCCAAAGAAAAUAUUAUUUUCGCGAUGAGUGCUCUUAGCGAGCAACAAAGGAGGGAGCUGUCACAAGCAAAGCAUAACCUCAUCCAUAAAUGUUCAUUUAAUGGAAAAGCGUGUGAUAUUGACAAAGACUUUGCGAUAAUUUCUGACCCCACAUUUGGAAACUGUUUCACCUUCAACUACAAUCGAUCUGAUUUCAAGAGCAGUUUGAGGGCUGGGCCCAUGUACGGUCUUCGCGUCAUGCUGUUUGUGAAUGCUUCUGAUUAUUUACCCACAUCGGAAGCUGUUGGUGUUCGACUGACCAUACACGAUAAGGACGAGUUUCCUUUCCCGGAUACAUUUGGAUACAGUGCACCUACCGGAUACAUUUCUUCUUUUGGUAUGAGAAUGAAAAAAAUGUCCCGACUUCCGGCACCGUACGGUGAUUGCAUUGCAGAAGGUGCGACAGCUGAUUAUGUCUACAAAGGAUACAAAUACUCCACGGAGGGAUGCUAUCGAACCUGCUUUCAACAGCUGAUUAUUGAUCGAUGCGGUUGUGGCGAUCCAAGAUUUCCAUCUAUUGACAAUCAUCCACAUUGUCAAGUCUUCAACAAAGAGCAUAGGACUUGCCUAGAGAUAAGCACUCAUGAACUUGGUGACAUACAUGGAUCAUUCAAAUGCAGAUGUCAACAACCUUGCAACCAAACUAUCUACACGAUGUCAUACUCGGAAGCGAUCUGGCCUAGUCAAUCCUUGAACAUCAGUCUUGGCACCUGUGAGAAGGAGCCAGAAGUAUGCAAUGAGGAGUAUCAAGAAAAUGCAGCUAUGCUAGAAGUCUUCUACGAGGCACUGAACUUUGAAACGCUUUCGGAAUCUGAAGCCUAUGGGGUGGUGAAGAUGCUUGCCGAUUUCGGUGGACAACUCGGACUUUGGUCUGGAGUAUCAUUCAUGACUUGCUGUGAAUUUGUAUGCCUUGGUUGCGAAUUGCUCUACAUGAUUGUAAUGCAUCACUGGAAGAAGUACAAGUUCAAAAAGCAUGAAGCGGAAAAUGCGCUCUGA
This is a messenger RNA of Cylicocyclus nassatus, 2103 nucleotides long. NCBI's taxonomy places the organism in Eukaryota, Metazoa, Nematoda, Chromadorea, Rhabditida, Strongylidae. The record is from the annotation of a GenBank genome assembly.